Molecule: messenger RNA, 937 nt
Organism: Phragmites australis (common reed)
Lineage: Eukaryota; Viridiplantae; Streptophyta; Magnoliopsida; Poales; Poaceae
Product: bZIP transcription factor RISBZ3-like
Exons: 1
Coding region: 135-797 (220 amino acids)
Biological process (GO): regulation of DNA-templated transcription
Molecular function (GO): DNA-binding transcription factor activity
Source: RefSeq, a predicted model, not a curated record
AAGGCCCUCACCAUCCCAGCCCUUCUUCUCCAGAACAGCAAGAGCAAACCAAUCUCGCUCACCAAACCAAGCCACGGCUACCCUCUACCACUUCACAAGCAUUAGCAAAGAAGAGACAGUAAGGCAAGAGCAAGAUGUACCACCAUUUCCAUGGCGAGGUGGCCAGCCUCCGCUUCCUCUGCCCUCCGAACCCUUCCUUCGCCGCGCACCACCACAUGAACAUGGCCUUGCCACCUCAGGCCUACUUCCUACCGUCCUUUAAGCCGACGUCAUCUUUCCAAGAAGUUGAUGCCGCUCUGCUCUGCGGCGACGCUUCCUCAUUCGAGCUUGAGACGGUCGUCCGGGAAGCGGCGGCUCACCUCUCCGGCGGCAAUGGCUCGCCCAGCUCGGGAUCGGGCUCCGAGGGCGGGGGCAGCAGCUACCAGUACCAGGUGGGCACCGCGGCGGUGUCGGCGGAGGAGGAGAGGCGGCGGCGGCGCAUGGUGUCGAACCGGGAGUCGGCGCGGCGGUCGCGCAUGCGCAAGCAGCGGCAGCUCAGCGAGCUGUGGGCGCAGGUCUCGCGCCUCCGCGGCACCAACUGUCGCCUCCUCGACGAGCUCAACCGCGCGCUGAGGGGUUGCGCCGACGCCCGCCGCGAGGGCGUGCGGCUCAGGGACGAGAAGAUCGAGCUGGCCAAGAAGCUCGAGCAGCUCCUGCAAGACGCGGCCGCGGAGAAGACCUCCGCCGCCGCCGCAUCGAGCAAUCACAGCGGCUCUCCGGAGCCAUGCAAGAACAGCAGCACCACUACUGCUGAAUGAAUACAUUAUCCGACCCAAUUUUUACUUGAGAGGAUAAUUAUAGAAAUAAGAAUAUGUAUAACUAAACGAGGAUAAUUAAUGGAGACGUGUGCAUGCAUGCACCAUGCAAUCUAUUCACUAUUUCGAGGAGCUUUUUUUUU